Molecule: messenger RNA, 19007 nt
Organism: Columba livia (rock pigeon)
Lineage: Eukaryota; Metazoa; Chordata; Aves; Columbiformes; Columbidae
Gene: RGMB
Product: repulsive guidance molecule BMP co-receptor b
Exons: 3
Coding region: 4942-6081 (379 amino acids)
Biological process (GO): BMP signaling pathway
Cellular component (GO): plasma membrane
Molecular function (GO): coreceptor activity
Source: RefSeq, a predicted model, not a curated record
CAAAAAGUAAUUUUUGCUUGUCUGACUGUAGCUGGUGUUCAGAUGUGCCUUGCCUGUCUCUAUUCUAUAGCCUGUGCUCAGGUGUCAAUGUCAGCUCUGGAUUCUCUAGUAGCAAUGGGACCUUAAUUGGCAUUACAUGUAUGCCUAUAGUCUGCUAGCAGAAGGACACUUGGGAUAUGUCUUUGCAGAGGUAGCAGCUCUGGUAUACACUGUCACUUCAGUGACAAUAAUUAACCACUCUUGUUGGGACCAAUUAUCGUAGGUCUACCUCCACAAGAGGUGGCUAUACUGCUUCUGGUUGUCAAGCUGGCCUACCUCCCACUAGCAUGUGGCCUUCAGGUUUGUGCCUGGCCUCAGAAGACUCCAGUUGCCAAACUACCUGGCUUCACAUGCAUCAGCUGCCAGACUUAUAGCUAGACCAACUGCCUCACAGAUCUCUAGCUAAUGUAAAGAAACUCCUAGUUUUAAGCCUCCCUUUAACCUUUCUACUUUUAUUUAUUACCAGAGGGCAUUUGGAGUAGCUCUAAUAUAAGGAUGUCAGUGUAAAUUGAGGAAAUCAAGCUCUUCAGGGAAAUGUGUUUUGCCUAGCUCUAUGCAGCAAUAGUGUCCUAAAUUUUAAAAUGACUGAGGCCUUAGCAGCUGCCAUUAAAGACACUGAGCACUGGCAUUUCUGUAAAGAAUAAUGUGAGGAUAACAGUGAUAUUACUUAGGACAGUGGCUGUACUAGUAAAGUAGGAAUGAAGUAUGCUCACUUUCCAUCUUUGACUACUAGGAUGUCACCCUUUCUUUUGUAUUUCCAGUCAUUUGUUUGUUUGUUUGUUUGUUUUUUUCCUUGCAGUGGCAUUUAGGAAUGCAUAAAAUGGCAUUCUACUAAAAUAUUUUAUACAAACUUUUUUUUUUUUUUUUUGAGGUGUGUUGUUUCUCCCUUUUUCCAUCUGCUGUACUGAGAGAAUGUGUCUCACAUGGUGCUAAGGUUCCAGUCUUGUUAUCCCAAUGAUUGAUACUUGCCUAGAGAUACUGGGCUGAGAGGAAUGAGGCUAUGGGGAACGGACAGCAUGUAUGCUACUGGCGGACUCCUUCCUCUUAAGUCCUCCUUUGCAAAAUAAAAAAAGGAACUUAACUGGAUUACAAUAAUCUUCUGAAGUGCCAGGAAGAAGGGAAGAAAACUAGUUGAGUGUUUGGUUGGUUUUUGUUUGUUUGUGCAAAGAAUCUUUAGAUAGAUGGACCUUGGUCUUCUGUAUGUAGGGUUUCUGUCACAGCAAAGAAACGAGUAUCAGAGCAGAAGCUAGUUAGGAUGUUUAAUUUGAUUUUUUUAAGAUGGCAUAUAGCCUUUUUAUGUUAAAACAUGAAGUUCCAUCAUACAAGUUCUAACUUUUUGUCAGACUUAACAGAACCUUAACAGUUUGUUCUCUUUCUACUCUUUUGCCUUCCUCAUCCGCUUUUGACUUUUAAAAAAGUGGAACAGUAUCAUUUUUUUUAUAUUGGGAUGGUGUUGGCAGGACUGUGCUUCUGUACAGAGAAAAUGUACAAGGGUCACAUCUCAUGGCUAUCUCAAACAUCAAUUCCUGAUUGGAAAGCACUUUAAAUAUAUGCGAUAUAGAUAUGAAACAUAACUUCUGCUAAAAUCAGAGUGAUGAGCAGAGAUACUUCUCAACCUGCUAAUAAUGACCAUCACUAUAAAGUACAGGGAUAACAGAUUGUAGGUAAAUGAUACAAGAUAGCUCAUUUCUGAACAGUAAUGGAAGAGAAGAGCUAUCUAUUAUUUGCUAUUUUUUUUCUUCUCUCCCCUUGGUUAUUCAGCACUUGAAAAAAACUGCUUUGAGAAUAAUAAUGCUUUUUGGUGUCAAACAGCUCAGGAAUCUAAAAAAUGUCAGAGGUGAGGAGACAAAAGAGGAAAGGUCUGUUUCAGACACUAUUCAAAGUGUUUAUUUUAUUACUGAAUUUCUUUAAGAUUGAACAAGCUGACUUCUAAGACACAUUGACUAGUGCUUUUGGAAAGAAAAAGUCUUUGUCUUGCUAAAUUAUGUUUGUUGCAUUGGGACUAUUCAACAAAGAAGAAUGGUGAAGAGCUGGAAUUGUGUUAGAAAACAACCUCUAAGGCCAGCUUUCUGGGAUUGCUUUGAACUCUACCUCAUCAUUUUCUGCAUCCAAUCUCCUUUGUAUUUAUGUAAGGAGGAUAAGAAACAACAUGAGUCUUGCCUUUAGGAUUUUUAAAAACCUUGCAACUUUCCCGAUUGCAACAGUGGAUUUUCAAGCUCUAAAGCAAUUGUGAAAAUUAAAAUCCUGUGUUUCUGUGGGCUAUGCAUGCUGCCCUUUGAAAUGUUCUUAAUAGGAGCCUGCUUCCACUGUCAGAAAGUGGAAGGAAGUUUCAGGAGCUCUGGGCUUCCACUGCCCCCCACAGUGAUCUGUGGCUGAUGGACACUGCAGGCUGUGGGUGCAGACUUGUGAACAGACUCAGGUCUCCCUCCCUUCUGAGGCAGGACCUCACCCAAAACAACUUGAAGCCUUUAAGAAAUUCCCAAAAGGCUUUCUUCAGAUCCAUUUACCGCUCAAAUGAGAAACACAGAAACCAGUGACAUGUGCAGCAGGGGAGACAAAGAGCUGGUCAUUUUAAGAUGUACCUACCAAGUACACAACACAGCCCUUAGGCCCCCAAAACAUCAUAGGCACAUCUGCUCGCAUGAAACACGGUCUAGCAAAUUCAAGGGGGGAAAUGUAAUGAGUCAGAGAAAGAAGAUGAGGUUGGUUCCAUAGCUUUUCUAAUGACCCAGUCAAGACUUCCCCAGCCACAAGGCCAAGUUUGGAAGUUUUUUCCCCCUCUUUGUUCACCCUUCUGCCCAGCUACUACAUUCUGCCCCUGCAUUUGUGAGGCCAGAUUUCCAGAGAUGUUGUAAACUGAUCUGCCACUGUUAUUCCAACAGGAGGAGAUAGUCCCUGAAUUGGGUGCCAAACAUAAAGAGAAGCCCACUAGCAGAUGCAAAGAGAGAAGAGACGGUGGGCAGACUUACGAGGUGGAAACCCAAACUGGGGAGGGCUACACCGUGUGUGCAGCUUGUCAGGUGGGCUUCCAGCACUGAGGUAAGUACGGAUUUUUUGGUGGCUAACCUGGGGGGCGGGAUUCAGGGCGGAUGCCGGGGCGAAGGACGAGGGGCUGGGAUCGGGCCGAUGGUGUGGAUACGGGCAUGUGGGUGCUGGCUGUGGUGGGACAGCGCCCGGCUGGGAGGGGAGAGGCAGGCGGAGGAGCAUCCCUGCAUUCCCAGGGUGGCUGUCUGUGCUCCCCGCUUUCUCCCUGCCUCCUCUCCAUUAGUUUUCUAUAGGUGGCAGAAAGAUCACGCUGUCAUUAAAAGUAUAUCCCAUCUCCCUUUGUGAUGGAGAGAGAAGGGCGGGGGCCAGACACGCCGAUGCGGGCUGUGCGCUGCUGCUGCCACCCCCACGAAGCCAGCUCUUGCCUGCGGUGCUUCUAUGGGUGCCGCCGUGCCCGGUGGGGGCUGCUUUCCACGCUGACCCACCCACCGCCACGGCAGCUGCUCGCCCGGCAGCUGCCCAGCCGCCCGCCCAGCUGCCUUAGGAGCUGCCUGCCACCCUCGCUGUGAUGCAGGAGCCAGGCAAUGGGGAUGCUCAGGGUGAGUCGUUUGUCGUAUGCCUUUGUUCGAGCUGGAGUUGCAGUGAGGGAUGUGUUUCGAUCAGCACAUUUACUUGUUUGUUGUUUCUUCCACUUGCCUUUAAGCAGUCUCAGCCCGUGCUUAGAGAUGCUGAGAUCUCAGUGACUGGGGACUGCUGAGGAAAGAGAAGUAUUGCUUAGCUAUCCAGGCAUACAUCGGGAUUCACUUGCGAGUUUGCAAACUGCAAGUUGAAUCCUAUAAAGCAAACAGCUCCUGACAGUGCUUCCUGUGACCUCCCACAGUCAGGGUUACCAUGGGGUUUUCCCUGCUCUGUGUCUAAUAUGUGUUCUCUUCUUGAAGUUGAGGUGGUGAGAAGGUGGCCCCAUUAGGUGCUGCUGAAAAGGCAGCCCUGGUGGGAUCAGCGCUGGUGGCCUGCACUUUCCAUAGGUAUCUCCCAAAGAUGGGCAACGUGGUGUGGCCCUCUGGGCCUGUGCCAGGUAGAGCUGUCAGGCUCUAGGUCCAGCACUGGAAUGCAAGGCCAAGACACAUGCAGACAUCCUAAGUACAAGACCGAGCAAUGGCUACCUUUGCUCAGCUGGGAAAAAGCAAGAAACAAAAAUGCCAGUGCAACUGUGAGGCUGCUGUGCUUUCCAGUUUUUUCAGGUUUUGCUUGACGAUAUUAAUAUUGUUCAGCAGGAAGGUGGUGUGAGUUUCCAUGGAGAACGGGCAGGAAACAUGCUAUCUCUGCAGUUCUGGCAGGCAGGACCCAAAUGUAUCUUGUACUGGCUGAUGUGCCUGCAGCAGCAUGCUCCAUAAUAUGGAUGCAGAGCCACCUCUGUGCAGGCCUUGUUAUUGCCUCCAGGGCAGGGCCACUGACCAUGUCCAUUUUGUCAUGUAUUGGAUAUGCAGGUCCAAAUCUGCAAAACAUACUGUACCCUCCAAUGGGAGAGCAUGGUGUUGCCUUGAACCCAGUGAGGCAUGCAGCAUGCUAGAGGCAAACAUGAUGUAAGUAACCCGUGUGGCAUGGGUGAAUUACCAGGGGCAUACUGCUGGGACUUCUGUCCACUCCAUGCAUGGACACAGAGCAACAUGGUGCACCCUGCAGCACCCAGGACAGCCAGUGGGGCUGCCUUGGGGGCUGGAGAUCCUGUCCACGGGGGAACAGCCCAGGCAUCACACUUGUCUUUUGGAAAAUAAACCACGUGUAGUUCAAAAUCCAGUAGUGCUUUUUGCACUGGCACAUCCGUUUAAUUUCGCUGUUUUUCCCGAUUCUGCCACGAGUGUGCUUGGAGCCCUUUCUGGAGACGAGUGAGCGGGUGGUGUGAACCCUCUGGCUGCUAUGAAAAUGCCGCAGAUACCGUUUGUGCCGGGAUGGGUCCCUUUAAGAGGAGGUUUCACCUCUGCCUGGCAGAGACCGCCGCGCCGCGCCGCUCCGGCCGCCGCUCCACCCGCCCCGGCCCCGCCGCCGCUCCACCCGCCCCGGCCCCGCCGCCGCUCCCGUUCGGCCCCGCGCGCGCUGCCCGCAACCCCUGGUGGCGACGCGUGGCACUGCGGCCCCUUCUGCCACGUGUGUGCUGGCACAACCAAUCACCGCCGGGGGGUGCGCUGGAGGCCGCCCGAGAGCGCGGCCACGAUUGGCUGCGUGCGUCCGAGGGACGUGCGCAAAGCGGCCGGUGGGGCGGGGCCGGUGGGGCGGGGCCGGUGGGGCGGGGCCGGUGGGGCGGGGCCGGUGGGGCGGGGCCGGUGGGGCGGGUUCAUUUGCACAACGCGCCGCGGGCGGACGUCCCGGCCUGAGGGGGCGGGGACCUGGGGACGCCCUUCCCGCUCGAGUGACUGCCAUCUCCGAACACCUUGUCAAAUCCAGAAGUGCGCCACUGAUUUUGUAUCCUUAACUUCACGUCUAAACUCUGCUCUUGAGGGCUUUGAUUUGGAGUUCUGCAAGGCCCUGCGAGCGUACUCGGCUUGUGCCUAUCGCAAUUCCAAGGUAUGCCGUGGAAACCUAGUCUACCAUUCAGCAGUGCUUGGGAUCAGCGACCUCAUGAACCAGAGAAACUGUUCCAAAGAUGGACCCACAUCUUCCACCAACCCUGAAGUGACCCAUGAUCCCUGCAAUUACAGUGACCACACAGAAGCCAGAGAACAUCAGAGAGGAGAGAAGACUCCUCCUACUACUUAUUUAUUUUGUGGCUUCUUUGGUGAUCCUCAUCUGAGGACUUUUAAGGAUCACUUCCAGACAUGCAGAGUGGAAGGUGCUUGGCCCCUCAUAGACAACAACUAUUUAUCAGUGCAAGUGACCAAUGUGCCUGUGGUCCCAGGAUCCAGCGCUACUGCUACAAAAAAGGCUGUCAUUUGUGUGUCCCAUGCUUCCAUUACCAUACAAGUUUUUUUUACAGAAAGCAGAACAGUUCCAGCAGGUGAGAAUGCCAAAUCCUUUAAAUACCCUACAGCCAAAUUAUUAACGUAUUUGACUAGAACGUAAGAGAUCUGUGUUGGACUCUCCACUCCAAAUUAUGUGAAGGAGAUGUUUAAAUAAAGGUUUCCUGCCUUCUUAGGCUACUGUAAUAAUCAUUAUCCUACAGGGUUUAUCAGCUUUUAUCUGGCAUUGAUGGAUGAAAGUGCAAGGUGCCUUGUAGCUGAGAACUCUGGUAGAGGCAGGCCCUACCUCUGAGCUGGAGUUGCCAAGUCAAGUCCUAUGAGAAUUUUACCCCAGUAGUUCUUACUGGAUAGCUAAAGGCUACAAGCCCCUGCAGUAGAUCCUGACAGGUCUUACUUGCUCAAAGGUAUCUCACUCUCAAAAAGUCUGACUAGAUGGCAGUGCAGCCCAAAUGCAUGCAUGGUAUGCUUCUUAGCACCACAGUGCCUGAACAAGCAGUCCAGUGUAUGACUUAAGUGAUUUUAAAAGUUAGCUCACUCCUGAAAUCAUUGCUGAUGCCUGUAACAUCCUCAAUACAAAUAUGUCCAUAUCUAGUUAUAUCUGAUUAAAUCAUUUAACUUGGCCACUCUUUUCUAAGAACGCCAGGUGCCUGAUCAAGCAGCUGUCCUUUCUCAGAACAAAUAGCUUUUUUGCACCACUCUGCUUGGAAGUAUAUGAGACCUGCCUUCAAAGACUGCUCGGAAUUGAAACUCAUACUUUCUAUAGGUGGGGAAGUGUCUCCUGCCAAAGGAAUGAUGUUUUCUCUAACCUGUCUCUCUUAUAGAUAGACCAAGAGUGGCAAACCCUCUUGGUGGCUAGGGCAAGUUAAAAAGUAAUGUACAUCACUGUCUGUGGUGCCAUCUCUAAUCCCUUUGUCCUGGCCUUGAUGCCAUGCCAGGGGUUUGGUAUGACCUGCUUUCAUCUAGUCCUUUGUUUUUCAGGUGCUGCCAAUCAUCUCUUCCUGGUUUGCUUAAAACGUGAUGAACUAAUUAUCUGUAAAAUAAGUAAUUUGAUAAUAAGCUAUGAGAGAAAGGUGAUAACAGAAUACACUUCUUGAAAAAUGUGAUUUGGUUUGUGCUUUUAAAAUUAUUUUUAUUUAUUAAUUUUAUAACACUUCAGCAAUUUUAAAUCCUUUUAAAAAGCCCUGGUAAUUAUACUGUGGCUUACAGAAGUAGCAUUUGUGAUUCUUUGGAAUGCCACCAUUUUAGAAUACAUAUAUAUAUAUAUAUAUGUAUUUUUAAUGUGCACAUUAAAAAGUCAGGAGGCUCACCUCUUCUUGCAAAUGAUAUGGCCUUUAUGUAUGCUAAAGAGAUCAAUAAAUAGUCUCAUUGAGAAAUCAGAUACAGAUAUUCCUCUAUAAUAAAAUAAUUGGUGAAAAAUAAUUUCAGAUGUAACUAUGUCUAUGGCAAUCACAGUCGUCUGCCCUCUUGCAACUAGUUGAAGCUCCUCAGUCAAAAAAUACCAAGUAUUUCAGUGAUAACUGAGUCCUUGAAAGUUUUCCAUAAGUAGACAUGCAUAUUCACUGACAUAAAUGCUAACUUUGUCAGCAGAUCUUCAGCUAACCUUUGUAAGACUGUGGAUUACUUUUUGUCUUUUUCUAACUACAUUAUUUUUUGUUGUCGACCUGUUCAGAAAACCUAGUAAUUCUGAUAUGGCUCUUUGACUGAAACAGAGGAUCCUUACAAAUGGAAAUGCUUUCUGCUUCCGGCUUCAGACUCUGGUAAAAAGUCUAACUUCACAAUUAUGAAAAAAAUGCCAAAUAGAACUUUUUUCAAAAAGGUUUUAUGAUAUUGUUCCUUCAUUGUCUGAAGUGGAAUCUCUCGUUCUGCACAUAUCAGAGGAUUUUGCUUUUGCUUAGUUCUUCACUGUCUCAGAGCAAACAGCUGCCAUCAGCUGCAGUGCGUUGCAUGAUCUUCCUCAACACUUGUUGCUAUUCAGUUUCCACAGGAAAGAUCCAUUUCAUUCAGUCAGAGAUGUGAACUGAAGCAUGACAAGAGGGAGGGGGAAAUAAGGAUGUUCACUUCCAAAGUUAAAACCUUAUCAGUUCUUUCAAUAUUAAGAAAAGAUCCCAGUAGUACUAACAAUUAUCCUUGAAAUAAAAAUGUAAUAUCUCUCUGAGUAAAAAAUGAAACCCAAAACCUGCAACCCAGCAAUCUAAAAGCAGUUCAUUUGUAAGUGAAUGAGGUAGUCUAAUGACAAAAAGAAAAAAAAAAAAAAAAAAGCCCAGUUUCAGUUUUGCUCAGGGGAUAUUUUUACUGGAUAUUUAAACUACCAGUAGUUAAGUGACCACUGGUGGGGUAAUUGCCUUAAACAUAGAGCUGCUAACUGCACUUUGAUUAUGGGCAAUAAAGAUUACCUGAUAGUAAUCAGUGAAACUUCUCCAGUUAACAAUUUAAGAGUUUGUUGUUUGUUUCUUUUUAUUUUGCUAAAGUGUGCCUGUGGCUCAGUAUGUAUGUAGUCUGCUUCAUUUUUAUUUUUUUAAUUUUUUAUUUUUUAGUCUCAGGAUAUUAUUUUCUAAUGUGCCAAAGUGACUUUAUUUGGUGGUAUAGACCAUCUAAGACAAUUAGGCAUUUCUCCACCUUGAAUGAAGCACAUAUCCGCUGCCAGUCCUUUUCACCUCUGUUCUUUGUGCACAGAAUAAGCAUUGAGUCUAACCUACUCAUAAAGGGUGGAUACAGUUCUUCCAUUUGUAAUUUAUUUCGUCCUUACACAUAACAUUGAAUAUAGGAAUAAGAGUAUUGUAUAUCAGCUUUGGCUGGCGCACUGCAUCCCUGAAUCUCGAGGAAACUCUUUCCCCUGCCUGUGCCCUCCAAAGCUUUGUUUCAAGCUCAUAGCACUUGCCAUUAACUGCAUUUUUCCAUAAAGGAUCAAAACACUUCUCAUAACUUCCUUACAUUGAGUGCCCUGUGCUAGCAAGGAAGAAGCAGUGGAGGUGAAGUUACUAAUUCAUCUCUAGGUUUUCAGCAGUGUCCUCCCACUCUGACACCCACAAAUCUAGUUCAAGCAAGCAGGUAUGCAGCCCACAAGGAAAAGCUGUUUUUCAUUGUGUAAUUAACAGAGAUUUGUGUUCUCAUUUUCCUAUACUUAGAGAUUUUUCUACCUUGACUGAAGAAAUUCGUAGCGUAGCCUUCUACACAUAGAUAAUACCUAUCACAGUUCUGGGAUUAUGUCAGGAAAAGUCUUGCCAAAGAGAUCUGGCAAUCUAGGGGCAAAUGAAAAUGUCUACAAAAUUGAACCCUGAGGGAAGACAUGUAUAGAAGUGUGUAUCCUCUUGGAUGUAGGCAGAAGGUAGCACUGAGCUGCUCAGACCUUUGAUGCCAGGAGGUAGUGUGGGCAUGUGAUCAGAAGCAGAAAUUUAGAAAGGAAGUAAAUUUUAAUAUAGGAAAUUGAGGUCCUUCAGGUACUACUGGAUUAGGCAACAGGUGUAUGCAGGCUCUGAGGACUGCAGUAUUGAAUCUAGAUGUCUGAUUUAUUCAGUGGUUAAAAGCUUUAAUCCCUGUAAAUUAACAAGUUCCCAUUUUUGCAGAUGAUCCAAACCCAUGAGACCUGAUGUGCUGUAUCCCAGGAUCCUGUGGGAUCUGGCAGAGGUAGUUUGCUAAGCUGCUCUCUGUUGUAUUUGAAAAGUCAUGGCAGUCAUGUAACAUCCCUAGAUGAAUGCAUGUAGAGAGGCACCCAGUCAUGAUGAUUUUACAGAGAGGUUGUGAGAGCUUUCACAAGCAUGCAGUCCUCUUUUCACAUCCUUAUUUGUGUGCCUAUACUUGGGGUGGGCCCCCUUCCACCCCAUUUUGCUGGCUUUGAGAUCUCUCCAGUCCACAUCACCCUGUGCCCUUUGCUUGUUAGUCCAGGCCACAACUUCCUCUCUUGAUUGUGGAUCAAAGUCUCCCUCCCUUGCUGUUUCUAGUUUAAAGCUCUUCUCACCAGUUUGACCAGACUUGACAAACCCGACAAGAUGUUUGGUCACAGUCAGGUGAGACCAGUUAGCAGUCUGUGAUCCUCAGAAUGGCCUGGCGAUCAUAAAAGCUGAAAUCCUGUAAUUGAUAUGAGCUGUAAAAGUGGUUGUUGACCUGCAGGAUCUAUCCACUUCUCCUUAAGUUCUGCAGGUGGGGCAGAAUACCCUUCCAGGACUCAGCCACCAGUUUCCAGUCUUUGUCCUCUUGGGAGUUUUCAUUUCUCAUACAUGUAUGCACAGACUGCCUGUUUCCUCAGGCAGAGCAGGGACUCAGGAUUUUUAAGCUAUAGCAUCUCAGAGAAACUGACAUAUUCCUUAUUGCUGUUGGGAGACACGAUUAAGCAAGGUCAGGCAGAGGUUAGCAAUGGUGAGAAGCACUGCCCUAGACUUUAAGAUCCGUGGACUGCUGGAAAAAUUUUUGUUUGCCCUUUGUCUGCUUCGCUCUUUUUCAAGAACCCUAAGUGUUGCACAGUGCUAUCAUGCUGCUAUCCAAAUCCGUAACGAAAGGUUCACUUUCUUUAUCCCUCAGAUGAGACAUUGAUUUUAAACAUCUUCUCUUAGAUUCUGUGAUGCUUUGCUUCCCUGUUUAGUUUUAACAUUAUGUUCAACCCAGUCACCAAUCUCUACAACAGAAGGGAAGAGAGAGCCAAGGGAAGGUUGCAGCUGUUCCACAUUUUCUCUCUCAGAGAUACAGGCAGGACUCUGUCUCGCUCAUGAUCUUGAUGAGCACUUCUCUUCAAAAAAAUUCAAGAAGAAGCAAUUUCGUCUGCGAGUUCCUACCAUAGAGCAAUUACCAUAAAAUUACCAUAAAAUGUUGAAGGAACUUCUAAAACCAGGGUGAAGGUUUCAGAAGCAAGCAUUCCAUUUAAUGACAGACAGGCGUCACUCAGGCAUCUCAGGGGAUAGCUCCACCUAGUGAGGGCCCUGAACAAUUCCCAGACACAGGUUAUAUUCUCCCAGAUGGUACAUAUUCUUUACAUUUCCAGGAAAUCCUUUGCAUAUGCAUUACAUUUGUUAUUUGGCUUGUAACUUGCUUGCGCUGGUGUCACCACCUGAUCUUCUGAGAGCAAGCACAUUGUCUCCUACCCUUCUGCUUAUCUUAACAGAUACUUUUCUGGUGACUUAAAGCCUAAUAAGUGCCUAAAACCUAACAUCUGUGGACCUUAUUAACUUAUUUUAUUACUAAUUGCUGAUUUUAGAUAUCAAGAGAAACAGGACAACAUCUGUACCCAGUUAAUUUCCUACAUUUGUGAACUAUUGUGUAACUCUGAACGUGCCUCCCUCACUAUGCGUGCUUUCAGCUUCUUCAUUUUGUUUCUCAUAUCUGCUGAGUAUUUUGUUUUUAGGAGCCAAUGAAAAGACCUGGUUUAGCGAUCAGAAUUCCCACAUGCUAUUUUUCAGACGAAUGAGCUUGUCUCCCAGGUUGCCCCAACAGGAACAUCUGCCACCAGCUGUGCUUGCCAACCUGCUGCAACUGGAGAUACCUGGUGGGCUCAGGAAUGACAUAGAAGAAAAAAUCCUAGGCCAAGAGAUCUGAGUCAAUACUGAUGGCUGAAAGAAGGUGCUAGGGAAUAAACAAACACUGAAUAAAUUGUAGUAUUUGGAACCACCAGGUGAGGUUAAAAUAAAAUACGUUAAAGAAUUUUAGUGUUCACACACAUUAGUACUAACUGGUUUGUGUUUUGUGUCCUCGUAUUAUGCUGGAAUAACACCAACUCAUCUCGUAAAACAUAUUUUAAAGUGUCUGCAGUACUAAGUGGAGUGCAUCACUGCACCUGAGAAGAAACAGUUUUUUAUUCUGCGAUCAUACACUGAAUAGUGACAAAAGAAAUACUGAAUUUGCUUCAUGUGCAUUCUGGAGUGUGCUCUCUUCAUGUACUCUCUGCAAUGGAUGAGGUUGGCUUCCCUAGAAAAAGUGUUUUGGGACUCUGAAAAUCACAUAAUGAGAAUUGCAUAGGGAGGUCUGAAUUAAGAUUCUGCAAGAAAACUUAGUUCUGGAAUCUCCUAACUUUUAAGUGAUUUGUUUUGCAACUGUGCGAAUGUCAAGUCUUUCCUACAUUUAUGGAAAAAAAAAUUGAAAAUACUAUAACCUAAAAAUAGUCUUGCCUCAAUUAUGAAUGUUUGCAGCGUAUCUAUUGAAACAGUCCAUCUGUUUAUUCUUUUUGGUAGUAUACUACAAACUCAUAUAUUAAGCCUUUAGGUUAUGAAUGGAAAAAAUUACUCACAACUAAGUACUUUGAGAAAAUGCUGUCCACAGAUGAUGCCAGCUACAUAGCCCAAAGGCUAUGUAAGUGAAUUUCACAUUAAUAAUGACAACAUCUUUUUUGUAAUUAUGGACACAUAGGUUGUGGUUCUAAUAAUAAGGUCUGUUUAAAGUUUUAUACUUGAAUGACAUGUUCUCCAUAUUAAUAAUUUUCCACCAAAUUACAAGAGUGAUCCUUAAGAACAGAUGGAAUAUUGAAAAAAUAGAAAUUUGGUGAUUUAUGACUACAUUGAUGCUAUAAGAUACAUCAUACAUCCUUGGUUUAAGUACUGUAACUUGAAAGAAUGGAAAUUCUUUAAACUUCACACAUUCUCCCAUUGUGUCUCUGUGAGAGAGCAACUAGGGUUGUUUUUCCCCACACAGUCAUGAUUAUGGAGUUUCUCUAGAAUUUUAAAACUGCAGAAGUGCAGUCUUCUGUGCUUGUCUUAGACUGCAUUCUUGAGCUUCACAAAGGUAACUGUUCAAAGAGAUAUACAUACUUGCAGACUGUAAUAACUGGGCAUACUGUGCCUUUCAGAUACUUCGUGUUCUAGUGUGCUAGCCAUAUUCUUGUCUAAGAGUAAAUAUUAUUCAUCUUAUAAUGCAUUCACUUAAUUAAAACAGAAUGGGGAAGGCUGCACUAUCACAGGUAACACACCAGAUAGAAUGGGAGUUUAUACUUUAAAAACUUGACCAGACUGUGCUGGAAUAUGGAGGACUUAGAGGAUGAUCUUUUAGCUCACAGACACAGAGUGCACUGUCAGCAAGUUUGCUGAUGACACUAAGCUGGGAGGAGUGGCUGACACGCCAGAAGGCUGUGCUGCCAUCCAGCGGGACCUGGACAGGCUGGAGAGUUGGGCGGGAAAAAUUUAAUGAAAUAUAACAGGGGAAAGUGUAGAGUCUUGCAUUUGGGCAGGAACAAUCCCAGGUUCCCGUAUAAGUUGGGGAAUGACCUAUUGGAGAGCAGUGUAGGGGAAAGGGACCUGGGGGUCCUGGUGGACAACAGGAUGAGCAUGAGCCAGCACUGUGCCCUUGUGGCCAGGAAGGCCAAUGGCAUCCUGGGGUGUAUUAGAAGGGGGGUGGUUAGCAGGUCGAGAGAGGUCCUCCUUCCCCUCUACUCUGCCCUGGUGAGACCACAUCUGGAAUAUUGUGUCCAGUUCUAGGUCCCCCAGUGCCAGAAGGACAGGGAACUGCUGGAGAGGGUCCAGUGUAGGGCAACAAAGAUGAUUAAGGGAGUUGAGCACCUCCCUUAUCAGGAAAGGCUGAGGGAGCUGGGUCUCUUUAGCUUGGAGGAGACUGGGGGGUGACCUCAUUAAUGUUUAUAAAUAUGUAAACGGUGUCAGGAGGAGGGAGCCAGGCUCUUCUCGGUGACAACCGAGACAAGGGGUAAUGGGUUCAAACUGGAACACAAAAGGUUUCACUUAAAUUUGAGAAGAAACUUCUUCUCAGUGAGGGUGACAGAGCACUGGAACAGGCUGCACAGGGAGGUUGUGGAGUCUCCUUCUCUGGAGACAUUCAAAACCCACCUGGACACAUUUCUGUGUAACGUCAUCCCCUGCUCCGGCGAGGGGAUUGAACUAGAUGAUCUUUUGAGGUCCCUUCCAAUCCCAGACAUCCUGCAAUUCUGUGACAUGUAUUCCAAACAUCUCUCUUUAGGCACUAGCUAGAGACUGUCCUAGUACAAUACACUGAAGAGAAGAAUAUAGUUCUAAAGCACCAAACCAGAGAAUGUGGUGCUUCAUGUGCAUUUUUUUUUUUGUUAAAGCUCAUGGAGUAUUUCCUGCCCAUGUUUCCCUUCAGCAUUAUGGUUAAUGAAUAUCUGGAUCCUAACUCCAGAUGUAUUUAGAAUUUGACAUGACUUAUUGAACCCUUAAUACCUGGAGAAGGUAAGGGUAAUUUUCCAGCCCUGUUUACUUUCACCUCAGGGUAAAGACUGGAUUAGACCAUACCCUUCUAGAUUUGAUAGUUUUGAUAGACUUCAGUGAGGUAGAAUGACAGUUUUCUGUCUGAGAUAUUUUAAAACUGAUCUGCCUAUUCUGGAUAGAGAAGCCAUCUGCAAAUUUUGUUACAGGAAAAAUAUCAUAAACCUCCCCCCCCCAAAAAAAAUCUAAUGUAGUUAAAAAUUUAGGACAGAAAGCUCUCUCUCAUAUGAACAGCUUUUCUAAUAGUACUGAAAAGAGAUGGAACAGUUGCUUCCAGACAAAAGAACUGAAAGGUAUUUAAGGCAGUGGACUUCUGACAGUUUUAUUAUUGAUGCGCAGUGCCAUGGUAUUUGUGUGUGUUGCUUAGUCAUCAACUACAUUUUGCAUUUCCAAAAUUCACAAGACAUAAUUAUGAUGCUAACAGACAAAGAUAGUUUCACAGAAUAUAUUCUUAAGUAUCCCAGAAACUUAUAGGAUUAAUUUUCACUUAAAAUAAUUAUGAUUUUAUAUUCUCAUAAAAAAAAAAAAAAAAUCAAAGCUUUGAAGUUCUCUUUGCUCCUCUGUGAUUAAAAGGAAUGUUAAAGAAACAUUUCCUAAUUUUAAUUGGUCUAUACACUACAGGUAGUCACUUACCAGUGCUAGGAUUACUACGAACCAAAACAAGUAGCUAAUUUAAAGUGGUGAUAAGAUUAUUUUUCAAAUACUCCAAUUACUUCAGCAAAUACUAACUCUAUUGCAAUUAAAUCUCAGUUGAGGUCUUGGAGUAGUGCAGUGAUAAAAGCAUAUGAUCAGUAGUAUGUGAUUUUCUGACAUGACUUCUGGAUGUUUAUGUUCAGAUAAGACAGGUUUAAACCCGAGCUUUCUGAAAUACCUGUGACAAAAUAUUUACUUGUAGCAAAUAAUUGAUGUCCAAGUAUGUUGAUUGGGCUUCAUCCUUAGUUAAUGAACUCAAUCUAGAUCUAAAUUUAAGCCUUCUAACAGGACCAAAAGUUUAUAUUUUAAAACUUCACAAAGUUGUGAUUCAGUGAUUUCUGUAAGUCUUCAAUCAUAAUGUAUUUUUCAGCUUGCUUUCAAUAAAGCACAUGAAUUGUACUUUUAACAGUAGCUGCUCAUAGGACAACAACUUUUUGAUUAUAGUAUUUCACCUGCCAUUAAACCACUCCAAUGGUCUGAAGAACUCUCAAGAACAGGGCUGUUGCAACACUCUGGUUUUACCAGUUCUAGCAGUUUUGCUAGUUCUGUAUUAACAGCUUCAGAACAGACUUGUGGCGUAUCUCACCUUAAUUCCUCUACGUGACUUCUAGCCUUGUAGAUAUUACAGUAAUCCCCCAUCUUAGAUGUAUGAACUCAUCUUAGGUCAGAUAUGAACACAAACAUUUUCCAAGAACACAGUGUGCUUCACAGAAUCCUAGAUACAUUGCAUGAAUAACUUUUCCCCUGGGAUGGCUUCAUUUUCUGUUCUCUGACAGCUGCCUUCAUUGAUAUGGGGGAAGAGCUAUCUGCCCUGCCCAGGUUUCCAAAAUCCUCACUAAGAAAAUCAAGCAUUGAUUUUACAAGGAUGCAAAUGGCAACAGCCAGUCAAGAGUAAAGGUGGGUGUUGUUAGCAACAGAAACAGCACACUUUAAAAAAAAAACCAGCUGUAGAUAGGCUGCAGUGUGUGUGUGUGUGUGAGUGUACUGAGUUGGAGGUCUUGGAGAAAACAAAUUGAUUGGAUGGUGCAGUUAAUGGCCUUGGUAGAAAGCUGGCGUAGGGUUGGGAAGAUGGAUUCAGAAGUAGUACACUGGAAGGAAAGGAAAGCUUAAAGAAGGGCUUUUCUUCCCUGUCUCUGGGUUAAGCUGUCAAAACCACACACUGAGAAACACUAAAAGUGAAGCUGUGGGGUGGGAAUUUUGGCUGGGAAAAUUGGGGCAUUUAGUACCAGGCUGGGCUUGGAUACUUUAGGUUUGAAUAGUAGGGGUCAGGUGACAGGCAGUACCCUGGAACACCAUCUCCCCAGUGAUAACUUGGGUGGCACCCAGGAAACACACACUGGUGUGAUUCCUCUUCCCCACAAAUGUAGCCAUGCACUCCAUACACAGCUGUAAAACCUUAAUCUCAUACACAGCUCUAAGACUGUCAUCCUUACAGCAAUGCCUUCCUUAUUGUUGGUGCAAACACAGUACCAUUCUGUGGUUUGCCAAUCAGACCUGGCCCAUGACCCAUUCCUUGCAGACUUUACCAGACUGACCUGUCCAAUGUAUGAAUUGGUCCAGCAGCCUGUGUCCAGCUGGCCUUUUCUCAAAGUGCUGUAGGGCCCUUUGUGGCCAUGGGGUAGGAGACAAAUUGAUCAGUAUUAUCUUUAUGUUCAAUCAUGUAACAGAUAAUAUAUGCUGCCAGGGAAGCACUUCAGGAGGGUGAAAUAGACCACUACUGCUUGGCUAUUGACACAUCCAUUACAUGUGCAGGAGGUAUCUUCUGUUAGUUCCACAACGGAAGAGACAUCCAGGUGCACAGGAGUAUUAAGCCAUGUUUCUUGCUGUGGCCAAAGGUUGUGGGUCACUUGUUACAGAAGGAUUAAACAUUUAACCGAGGUUCAGAGAGCAGCAACCUCACAUAUAAUUCACAUAUAUCAUUGUAGACCAUUAGAUGGCUACGUGUUUCCUCAGAGCUAGAAUAAAAAUACUGUAAUGAAUCAAGCUUGGACUAAGUAGUUUGGGAUUACAGCUAGAUCUUGGGCAGUGACUAAACAGAGAACUGUAACUAAUAGCUUUGAAGUUUCUUCAGAAAUCCAGGUAACAGGUAUCUGCUCAGUUUAUUUCCUGUGAAUGAUUAUGAUUCAUGAAGUCAUACAGUGGAAAACAAAUUUGAAAUGCAGUCUUGAUAACUGACAAUAAAUGCAUGCAAAUAUUCUGUGUUUAGCGGUUUACAUAAAUCAUGUAGUCUUGGAGUAAACUAAAAGUUAUGCACUUGACCAGAACUUGCCACUUUUCUUUUAAAUCAACACCAUCCUCAACUUUAUCUACAAUAUAUAUUAUACAGAACAUGAACAAAUAACAUUUGUUUAAAAAAUUCUGUUGCUAUAUUUUAAAUUUAUCAAUAUAAUGUGAAUUAAAAGCAUAAUGCUAAGCUUUAGAGUGAAAAAACAAAGUAAGCAGCUUCCACAAUAGGUUUAUGAAGAUGCUACACAUAAUUUAAAAAAGCAGAUUUUCUUUGUAUGUUAGGUCUAGAAAUAAUUACUUUCUUUUCAACAGGACAAUAGCAAUUCUUUAUCCAAAUUAACAAUCAUAAUUAAAUGUCAUUAUUUAUCCCAAAGCAAAUUUUCACCUGUUAAAAAAGUUUUGAAAAUAAUAAAAAAGAUAGUUACCAAUGAAUUGGUAGGGGUAGGUGGCUGGAAAACACACACUAGAAGCAUCUUUUGGUUUAGUAUUAGCUAUAUCCAAACAAAGAGCUUUCACUGACCCCGCUGAGUGUGAGAGUAUAAAGACGGGUGGACCAGAUUGUGCUCCCCAUUACCCAGUCAUUGUCAACUUAUAUUUUAAGAAUAAUAAUUGUACGACAGAGAAAAAUGAAAAGGCUAAGCGUCAAGUAAAAGCUUUAGCAUAAAGUUUUAAGAAUAAAGCUUAAAUUUCAGGUGCAACCAUACUAGCUUGUUGGAAGAAUGAAGAUACACAAGUGACAGCACUACCUCUCUGUACCAAUAUAGUUCAGAAAAACAAACUUUGAUCAGUACAAGUGGAUGACUCACACCAGGUGUUGCCUAUUUUAAUAGUCUCUACUGGUCUCUAAUGAAAGCAAGAGAUUGUCUACAUUUAUUUCUGUUAAAAAAAAUAAAUAAAAAAAAGGACCUAAUUUCAGCCAUAGUACACAAAAAGAAGCUAGGAUUUAACUAAUUUGCUGUUCAAAUAAAAUCUGACUAUGGAGAAACUUGCAAUUAAAUGUCUCAUCAUGAAGAAAAGCUGUAUCAGGAUGAUCUCCUUUAGUGUCUUCAGUCUUGGCUGUUGGCACUGAACAGAACACUAAGUGUAAUUCUGGAGAUCCCUGCAGCUAAACAGUGGAGGUGACAAGAUCUAUUUGUUGAUGACAGGGCAUCAUACAUGGAUAAAACAAUUCAGUCUCGCUCUGAAAAGAAGGAAGAAAGGCAUCAAAGGUAUUCUGCCUACAAGUCUGUGCUCUUGGUUGCUGUGAUGACCAUGUCUUCAAGGGCAGCUGGGGCACACUCCUUUUGUAGGAGCGACAUGUUUCUGCAUAAACUGCCAUCCUUUUGUGGCUGGUGCUUCAAUCUUUUCCAAGUCCUGUUUGUGAUGGUAGUGAAAGGCUCUCAGAAACCAGAAGCUAUUUGAGUGUCACUCAGACAUCAGGACAUCUGCACUGGAGAUCAAAAUGGGGACAACAGAGUGCCUUUAAGGAGGUAAAUGAUGAUGCCAACACAGCAGCUGAUGAGCUAAGGGCAACCAGUCAGAGCAGGCAUUUGUCCAUAAGCUAACAGCAGCAAUAUAUUUUUCCAUGUGCUUUUUCGGACUGACCAACAACCUACUCUUUUUAGAUAGUACCGGCAAUGUUAGACUAGAAAUACAUGACAGGAUUAAGAUGGAAAUCUUAGACAUCCCUGCACAGCACAUGAAACACCCAAAUCUUUAUCAACAACAAGGACGUCUCUUGCAGCUGCCAAAAUUCUUCCCAAAACAUCUUAUGGACAGGCAACAUGAGACGGAUGCUUUGAAACUGGACAAACUCCAUGAAGGCUCUUCACUUAAAAUGAGCAACAGAAGGAUGUGUAUGGAAAAUGAAUUACAGAUGGGUUAUUUGCAGAGGAGACAGGAUUCUCUUAAAUAGUAAGAUAGACCACAACAGUCAGCCUCCUAAGCAAUGGAGGCUAUCUCCACCAUCAAACUUUAUACU